Adineta ricciae is the source of this 594-nucleotide messenger RNA. The record is from the annotation of a GenBank genome assembly. Lineage: Eukaryota; Metazoa; Rotifera; Eurotatoria; Adinetida; Adinetidae.
AUGCGAACAUUUUCGUCCAUUGUGAUUUUCUUUGCAAGUUUGAUCGUUAUUGCAUCAUUAACUAUCGAUACCGAUUUAGUCGAAAUUAACAAACUUGAACAAGAUUUUCUCAAAUAUACACCUGAGAUAGCUCGUCGUUUUAUUCGAACUACUUGUGACGUAAUUACCCAAUGCUGUCCUCACAAACAAUCCAAUCUAUUUGCAACAGUUUUAUCAGGCAACACAAAUGAUGUAUUGGAUAAGUGUUUCGAUGGAAAAAUGACAUCGAAUGUCAUCGCAAGUUUUAGUUCAUGUUCACCUUUUAUUCAAUUGUCUACAAUGAUCACUGAUUCGAAUUUAUUCAAAUUCUUGAACAUAGUUGAAAAAACUGCCGAUGUGGAUAAAGAAAAUGUUCAAGCCAUGAUUGAUCUUUGUACUGAACAAGAACUCUCGACAAUUGCUUGCAGUCGAAACUUGUCCGAUGAACAAAAUACUUGCCAACGCAAACUAAUGAGAAAAUGGGCAGCUCAAGGUGAAAAGAUCUAUGCUGAAAAAGUCCAAAAUAUGAAAGAUAGCUACAAGAAAAAUAUCGAUGCAUUGAAAAAGGCCUUCUAG